AUGGCGAUUACAGACUUUCUAGCACUCUCCGACAUUACUUCCGCCAUCAAUGCUUGUAAAGCGAAGGAUUCCUUUAACCCAAAGAUGUUUUUCAAAGCCGUGGGUCUAUCGAAGAAGACUCCAACUGAGAUCGAGAGGGUGUUUAACAUCUUGGACCAGGACAAAAGUGGUUUCAUAGAACAGGACGAGUUGCAACUCUUCCUGCAGAACUUCUCCAAAGGAGCAAGGACCCUGACUGCCGCCGAGACCAGAGCCUUCCUGCUGGAGGGGGACUCCGACGGUGAUGGAAAAAUUGGAUGGGAAGACGCCGACAGGCCGCACUGCAGUGAGCAGAUUGAUCUGAGCGAAUCCUCUCAUACCUCAAGUUAA
Molecule: messenger RNA, 369 nt
Organism: Doryrhamphus excisus (bluestripe pipefish)
Lineage: Eukaryota; Metazoa; Chordata; Actinopteri; Syngnathiformes; Syngnathidae
Source: RefSeq, a predicted model, not a curated record